AUGACGGCAGAAGUGCUCGACUAUGCCGACGGUGUGGCCAUCUUGCUCUUCACAUUUCAUGGAAUUGGCCUCUUCCUCUUGCUCGGCACCUCACUGGCGAUUCUCAUCAGCAGAUCCCGCCAUCAGCUGACUGCGACCCUAUCGCUACUACUCUGCACAGCCAGUCUCGCUGAAGUCUUUGCCCUGUUGCCUGUUUUGGGCUCGACGUGGCGGUAUGCGGAUCCAACGAUCCCGCUGCUCUCAGCCAAUUUACCCGUCGAUACGCCGGAGUCGAGCAUCUGUCUGACCAGUGCAGUCGGUCUGCGAGUCUUACGCCUGGCGCUGAUAUCGCUGGCGCCUGCUCUCGCCUGCGAAAUGCAUGCCGCCACUUCGAUUCGAUUGGAUAGCUUCCAUCUGGACCGUCGCGAAGGGUCACGACGAUGGAAACUGCUAGCAGCUCUGUCGCUAGCAUUCCUCAUACCUGUCGCCGACCUCAUCGUCGUUAUACUCAGCACAGUUCGGCAGCCUCUUGUUCAUGCGGGUCCGACGCGAUGUAUCCUCAUCGAGCCUCUCGACGACUUGAUCGAAGCGAUCUUGGCUUGCUUCUCAGCCACUAUCGCAGUAGCUGUAGCAUGCUGGUCAUACGUUCGUUCGACGCGCGAAAACCAUUCGCGAAGGUUUUCGGCCUCCAGCGUGCAAACCGACCGUCCAAGAGCUUUGCAAGCGCUCUUACUCCUGGCACUGGCGCUCGGGACCGCAGCGAUCGUCAUGCAAGGCAACGUACUCAACGGCGUCAGAGCAGCGCAACUUGCCGCCGACAUCUGGAACGCAGUCUUGCCAGUCUUGAUCUCCAUAGUCGUCGCUUUAUGUGCAAUCAUGCGCGCAAGGCAUCCGAACGAGCUAUACCUUCGCAAAAGCGCAAGCUCAGACAACGUUGCUUCGAUAGAUGGCAUCGCGCUGCGCAAGCAAGAUGGGUCGUCGCGAGGAGACACGCCACUGCCGCUGUUUCUGAAAGCUGACUACACAGCCUCUGAAACACAUGUCAUCGGCGACACAGAUUUUGCGAGGACGGAGCUCAGCGGCCAAAUUCAGCCGAACAUUGCAUUGCGAACGCUGUCCCGGCGGGAGAGUCACAGAACACAGCUAUCGCAAGACUUUGGCUAUCUCUCAAACUUCAUCGAGCCAUCUAUCGACUCGGCAGAGCGGAAGCUUCCCUCGGACUGGCCGAGGCAUCUCACGACAGCCGAUGCAAGCGACUUGUUCCGUGAUCCUAGCCGGCGCCGUCUGGCUAAACUAUCGAUACCGGAGGAGACGAUGCGGAUGUCGUCUGGCGAGCGUCAGCUGCGCUUCGGAUCGCCCGAGUAUUUCAGCGCAGAGACUGUGGGCGAGUCGCGAUUUGCAAGCGAUCCCUUUGCGUUUGACGCCGUCAUCAAUGUGAGGCAACCGUCCCAAGAACUCGUUCAGCGUGCCACGCCACAAGAUCCCAGGCAUUUGAUGACGCCUCCGAGUCACGGGCUAUACUCGGGUACAGCAGGUGACUUGUCGGUGCCUCGUGCCUCCGAGCUCUUCCCGCUGCCAACAGGCUCAGGAUCCUUUACAUUCGAUGGCAACACGUCGUGGACGCAAGGUAUCUAUUCGGCCUACUUGACCAGUCCAGUCGAGGUGGACGAGAUGACGUUCUCGAACGACGAGGAAGCGAUUGACGAGUCACAAUGGUACCGAUCUCGAGAGAGCAGUCGGGUCGAACGAGAGCGUCGAGCGAUAGCUCGUGCAGCACUGGCAGAAUCGAAGCGAUUGAAGAUGAAAGCCAACGAAUCUGUCUUGCGUGCGCUACGAUCUCCCGAAAGCAAUGCGACCAAGGCAUCGAUCGUGAGGGCAGCACAGAGAUCUGCUCGAGAAGAGGGCGGCGCGACAGAUGAGGCUUAUAGGUAG
Mixia osmundae IAM 14324 is the source of this 1911-nucleotide messenger RNA. RefSeq lists its product as uncharacterized. Lineage: Eukaryota; Fungi; Basidiomycota; Mixiomycetes; Mixiales; Mixiaceae. The transcript has 4 exons. The record is from RefSeq and is a predicted model, not a curated record. Bases 1 to 1911 code for a protein of 636 amino acids.